Molecule: messenger RNA, 834 nt
Organism: Sapajus apella (tufted capuchin)
Lineage: Eukaryota; Metazoa; Chordata; Mammalia; Primates; Cebidae
Product: protein FRG2-like
Exons: 4
Coding region: 1-834 (277 amino acids)
Source: RefSeq, a predicted model, not a curated record
AUGGGAAGGGGAAAUGAAAACUCCCAUCUCCACUGCUCCUCUAUCCAAAGCUCCACAGUCCAGCCCCAUUUCCAGCAGAUGUCCUUUACAGAAAAGGGCUCAGAUGAGAAGAAACCAUUCAAAAGAAAAGACGACACCGCCUCCCCUCAAUCCAAUGAGAAGCACACACAAAGGCAAGUAGAAUCGGAGCCCAAUCCAAAUGAGGAGAAUUCUGAGAAAACCAAGCUAAACGCCGAAAACAGCACUGCUAGAUCAGAACCAGAGUCCAGCUCAUGUCAGGGAAACUGCAGGAAAAGAACAAUCAGUUCCAAGGAGAGCUGCCAAGACAGAGCAGGGAACUGUCUAGAAGAGGAGUGCAGCCUAACAAUGAAAACAAAGCCAAAGUCCUCCACUGCUGUGCACAACAGUGGAAUCCAGGAGACCUGUGAUGCCCACCAUAGGAGAUAUUUGAGGGCUCGCACUGGACACAGCAAGCGGCACAGGUCUCGGGCACUAGGAGUUCAACCACUGUUACUUCGAAAAAGCUUGGUGACCUCUGUGCGAGCUAUGUCAGAGGCUAUUUAUCAAGACCUAGCCCAGGUGUGGGCACAGCUUGUCCAUUCUCCACUGACCUGGGAGCAGUUCACAUGGCUCACUCAGCUCCGGGGGGCUCUGUGUGCUCAUGUGCAGACUUUCUAUGCCAUGGCCACGCGGGCAGCUUAUGCCUUCCCUGCUGAGGACUGGCUUGUCCCAGACACACUGCCUGAUCCUGGAGAUUCAGCCCUGGAUAGAGAAGUCCACCCCUUCUCUGGCCAGGAGGUAACUGAGCCUGUCAGUGGAUCAGAUGAGGCUUGA